AUGACUGAAAUGCUACCUAGAUCCGAUGAUUUAAACGCCACUUGGAAUUUUAUUCAACCUGGUAUUAACAAAAUUCUAGGAAGUGAAGAUAGCCAAUCAACCAAGAGAGUUAAUAAGGUCUUAUCACCAACGAUGUAUAUGGAAAUUUACACUGCUAUUUAUAAUUAUUGUGUGAACAAAUCUCGUUCUUCAGGCCAUUUUAAUGCUGAUAGAUCUACUGACAUUCCAAAUCAGAGCUCAAUUUUAGUUGGUAGUGAGAUUUAUGAAAGGUUACAGAAAUAUUUAAAACAUUAUAUUAAUAAUUUUCAGAAACAACCAAACGAAUCAUUUUUAAAGUUUUAUGUUAGACAUUGGAAAAGAUACACAAUUGGUGCGAUUUUUCUUAAUCACACUUUUGAUUAUAUGAACCGGUACUGGGUCCAAAAGGAGAGAAGUGACGGGAAAAGACACAUUUUUGACGUCAAUACGUUAUGCUUAAUGACAUGGAAAGAAACAAUGUUUGAUCCUAAUAGUGAAGUUUUGGUUAGUGAGAUUUUGCAACAAAUAACCGAUGAAAGAGAUGGCAAGAGUAUCAAUAGAGGAACCUUAACUACUGCAAUCAAGUCCUUUGUAGCUCUAGGAAUAGACCCACAAGAUUUAAAAAAAUUGAACUUAAAUGUCUAUAUCCAAGUAUUUGAAAAACCAUUUUUAGCUAAAACUGAAGAGUAUUAUAGAGAAUAUUCCAGAAAUUAUUUAGCUACUCACUCUGUGAGUGAAUAUAUCUUUGAAGCACAUCACAUAUUAUAUCAUGAAGAGAAAACAUUAAGUAUGUACUGGGACGAACAUACCAAGAAACCGUUAUCAGAGACUCUAAACAAGGUUUUGAUUAUAGAGCACGUUGACAAAUUGGAAUCUGAUUUCAUCACGCUUUUAGAUUCGAGAGAUGAAGCACAACUAUCUGGGAUAUAUAAUUUAAUGAACAGAGAUUUUACUUUACUACCUAAAUUGGCCGCUGUAUAUGAGGAAUAUAUCAAGAAUUCUGGUGAAAAUGCAGUUAAACAACUAUUAGCACAACACAGAGCAGCCAUUGUUAAUGAUCAAAACCAAAUGAAUGAUAAGAAUCCCAACCAACGUUCUAUCAAUAAAAAAAUAAUGCUUGCUGCAACCAAUUCAUUACCACCAAAGGAAUACAUUAAAAAAUUACUAGAGGUUUACAACCUUUUCCGUGGAAUCACAAUGGAUUGUUUUGACAAUGACACAUUAUUUGCAAAGGCGCUAGACAAUGCCUGUAGAGAAUAUAUAAACAACAAUGAAUUUGCAUUACCACCGGGAUCUCUUAGAUCUGCAACCUCAAGAACAUCAGAGAUGUUGGCUAAAUACAGUGAUCAAUUGUUAAAAAGAUCUACCAAGUCUGAAAUUUCUAAAGACAUGUCCAUUGAUGAUAUCAUGACAAUUUUCAAAUUUUUGACAGAUAAAGAUGCGUUUGAGUCACAUUAUCGUAGAUUAUUUGCCAAAAGAUUAAUUCAUGGUACAUCUACAAGUGAUGAGGAUGAAGAAUCUAUUAUUCAAAGAUUACAAAGUGAAAACAGUAUGGAGUAUACAGGAAAGAUUACCAAGAUGUUCCAAGAUGUCAGAUUAUCUAAAUUAUUGGAGAAUGAAUUUGAUGUUAUGAUUAAGAGAUCACCGGAUUAUACUAGUGCCAAAUAUCCAGAAGUAGAACCAUUCAUACUUGCAGAGAGUAUGUGGCCAUUCACAUAUCAAGAGGUUGAAUUCAAUUUGCCAGAAGAAUUAAAACCCUCACAUGAACAACUGCAGAACUUGUAUACAUCAAAGCAUAAUGGACGUGUUCUCAAAUGGUUAUGGCCAUUAUGCCGUGCAGAAUUAAUUGCAUCAAUUGGUAAACCUGGUAGAGAACCAUUUAUCUUUACAGUAACAUUAUUUCAAUUAUCGAUUUUAUUAUUAUUCAAUGAGUCUAAUAUAUUAACCUUAGAAGAGAUUCAGGAUAAAACCAACUUGUCGAUUCAAAAUAUUGCUGCAUCCAUGGUUCCAUUCAUUAAAUUUAAAUUACUUCAACAAAUACCUCCUGGCUUGGAAGCUUUAAUAAAGCCUGAAACACAAUUUAAAUUAUCUACUCCAUAUAAAGCAUUAAAAACGAAUAUUAAUUUUGCAGGCGGUGUUAAGAAUGAUAUAUUAAAUGUCCUUGCACAUUCGUCUGAUGUAAAUGCCAGAAGGCUAGGUAAGAAUCCUACAGGAAAUGGAAAUAACGCCACAGGCACAAAUAGUGAUGAAGAAUUAACUGAAUCCGAACGUAUUGAAAAAGAAUUAAGCACGGAAAGACAGAUAUUUUUAGAAGCAUGCAUAGUUAGAAUCAUGAAAGCUAAGAGAAAAUUACCGCAUUCUAUGUUAGUUAACGAAUGUAUUGCCCAAUCUCACCAAAGGUUUAAUGCUAAAGUGUCCAUGAUUAAAAGAGCCAUUGAUAACUUAAUUCAAAAGGGAUACUUACAAAGAUCUGAUGAUGGUGAAUCAUAUUCAUAUCUAGCAUAA
Arxiozyma heterogenica is the source of this 2523-nucleotide messenger RNA. It is a transcript of the gene CDC53, whose product is annotated as cullin CDC53. NCBI's taxonomy places the organism in Eukaryota, Fungi, Ascomycota, Saccharomycetes, Saccharomycetales, Saccharomycetaceae. Gene Ontology annotation, biological process: protein ubiquitination; SCF-dependent proteasomal ubiquitin-dependent protein catabolic process. The transcript has a single exon. Gene Ontology annotation, cellular component: SCF ubiquitin ligase complex. The coding region runs from base 1 to 2523 and encodes 840 amino acids. Gene Ontology annotation, molecular function: protein-macromolecule adaptor activity; ubiquitin protein ligase binding. The record is from RefSeq and is a predicted model, not a curated record.